CCCUGGCUCAUACAGGUGGCACAUGCAGAGGCCAAGCUCUUGUGUAAGGCAGAGCAAACCACCUUGUAGAGUUUGCUAGCGAUUCGCCCACCCUGCCAGACCCGGUGAGGGAAGCAUCAGCCAUGCCGUUAAACCAAAACCCCCUGAGAAAACACUGGGGUGGCAGAGGGGCCUUUUGACCAACGUGGCUCCGGGCUGGGGAAAGGCCAGGGCUCGCGGACCUUCCUAGCGGGCUUUCCUGGGACAGAGGGGCCUCAAGACCCUUUUCUGUGAGCCCGCAGAAGCUUUUGCAGUACCCAGCUGCAGGGUUGGGGUCUGCAGGGUCAGGGCUCCUGCUGAGCUCACUCUGUGAAGGCAGCUGAAGGAUCACAGAGUGGGGGGUGACGCCCCCGUCUGCUGCCAGCAGGAAGCCACGAGCUAUGCACAGGACGGAGAUGUGGGGACUCCACCUGAGGACGGGCUUUUCCUUCACAACUGCUUGGUGGGCUGCUGGUCACAGGCAGAAGGCCACUCCACAGUAGGGGUCCUGGCUCCGAAGAGCUAUGGUGAGAAGCCACUGAAGCCACGAGGAAAAUGGAUGGAAUUGGAGAGUAUCGUGGUAAAUGAAAUAAGCCAGACCCAGAAAGACAAGCAUCAUCUGUUUUCUUUCACGUGUGGAAACUAGAGGGGAACGAUGAGAAGAAGGAUGUCAUGAGGGUAUAAGGAAGACUAUCAGGAUGGGUCUGCUCAGCAGCAAGAGGCAGGUCACUGAGAAAGGCAAGGGCUGGAGCCCCUUGAGGAUCGGCACCCAGAGCAAAGACCCCCCACCACUGCCACCCCUGGUGGUCUUCAAUCACCUCACCCCUCCACCACCCGAGGAGCACCCAGACCGUGAGGAGCAUUUUGUGGUGGCCCUGUAUGACUAUGCCGCUGUGAAUGACCGGGACUUGCAGAUGCUGAAGGGCGAGAAGCUGCAGGUCUUGAAGGAAACUGGAGACUGGUGGUUGGCCAAGUCACUCGUCACAGGGAGAGAAGGCUAUGUGCCCAGCAACUUUGUGGCCCCCCUGGAGACCCUGGAAGUGGAAAAGUGGUUCUUUAGGUCGAUCAGCCGCAAGGAGGCGGAGAGGCAGCUGCUGGCUCCAAUGAACAAGGCGGGUGCCUUCCUCAUCAGAGAGAGCGAGACCAAUAAAGGUGCCUUUUCCCUGUCUGUGAAGGAUGUCACCACCCAGGGGGAGAUGGUCAAGCACUAUAAGAUCCGCUCUCUGGAUGAAGGGGGCUACUACAUCUCCCCCAGGACCACCUUCCCCUCCCUCCAGGCCCUGGUGCAGCACUAUUCUAAGAAAGGGGAUGGCUUAUGCCAGAGGCUGACCCUGCCCUGUGUGAGCUUGGCAUCGCAGAACCCCUGGGUCCAGGACGAAUGGGAAAUUCCCCGGCAGUCCCUCAAGCUGGUCCGGAAACUCGGGUCUGGGCAGUUUGGUGAAGUGUGGAUGGGUUAUUACAAAAACAACUUGAAGGUGGCCAUCAAGACCUUGAAGGAGGGAGCCAUGUCUCCAGAAGCCUUCCUGGCUGAGGCCAACCUGAUGAAAGCCCUGCAGCAUGAGAGGCUGGUCCGUCUGUAUGCCGUGGUCACCAAGGAGCCCAUCUUCAUCGUCACCGAGUACAUGGCCAGAGGAUGCCUACUGGACUUCUUAAAGUCAGAUGAAGGCAGCAGGUUGUCCCUCCCACGACUGAUCGACAUGUCAGCCCAGAUCGCGGAAGGGAUGGCGUACAUCGAGCACAUGAAUUCCAUCCACCGAGACCUGAGGGCGGCCAACAUCCUGGUGUCUGAGACCUUGUGCUGCAAAAUCGCGGACUUCGGCUUGGCCCGGAUCAUUGACAGUGAAUACACUGUCCAAGAGGGAGCCAAGUUCCCCAUCAAGUGGACCGCCCCGGAAGCCAUCCACUUUGGGGUGUUCACCAUCAAAGCAGACGUGUGGUCAUUCGGGGUCCUCCUGAUGGAGAUCGUCACCUAUGGGCGCGUGCCAUACCCAGGCAUGAGCAAUCCCGAGGUCAUCCGCAGCCUGGAGCGAGGCUACCGCAUGCCAAGGCCGGACACGUGCCCACCCGAGCUGUACCGCCAGGUCAUUGCUGAGUGCUGGCGAAGUCGGCCCGAGGAGCGGCCCACCUUUGAGUUCCUGCAGUCGGUGCUUGAGGACUUCUACACGGCCACCGAGGGCCAGUAUGAGCUGCAGCCCUAGGCGCCUGCUGACUCAAGGGACUCCCUGCGCCAAGCCUAGGGACUGAGGUUGACCUUGACAUUUACUCUCAGCACUCCAUCCAGCCCAGACAAGCCGCUAAAGCAGGGGG
Messenger RNA from Marmota monax (woodchuck), 2325 nucleotides. It is a transcript of the gene Blk, whose product is annotated as BLK proto-oncogene, Src family tyrosine kinase. Gene Ontology annotation, cellular component: extrinsic component of cytoplasmic side of plasma membrane. NCBI's taxonomy places the organism in Eukaryota, Metazoa, Chordata, Mammalia, Rodentia, Sciuridae. Gene Ontology annotation, biological process: protein phosphorylation; cell surface receptor protein tyrosine kinase signaling pathway; cell differentiation. The record is from RefSeq and is a predicted model, not a curated record. The transcript is spliced from 14 exons. Gene Ontology annotation, molecular function: ATP binding; signaling receptor binding; non-membrane spanning protein tyrosine kinase activity. The coding region runs from base 717 to 2216 and encodes 499 amino acids.